AUGGAAUCAAUGAAGAAGCAGUAUCUGAAAUAUGGGUCUGAGAGAAGCAAGGCAAAGGAAAAGAAUCAGAGGUUGUUCUUGGACAACGGAAGCAUCUUGUUAGAAGAACUAAUCGCUGAUUGUAAUGGUAAUUCCGUUCCUAUACGCAGCUUUUCUUCUGACCAUAUCCUUAAAGCCACCAGUAACUUCGAUUCAAGUUGUUUUGUCUCGGAGGAUGUGUACUAUAAGUGGUUUAAAGGUAAAAUUGAAGAUAGAUCUUACAUGAUCAAGAGAUUCUCAGAGGAUAAAAUUACAGAGCACAGAAUUGAAGAGGUUUAUAAUGACAUUGUCUUGUCUGCUCGUAUGAGCAACCACAACAACUUUCUAAAGCUAUUAGGAUGCUGUCUCGAGUUUCCUUUUCCGGUUCUUGUGUUUGAAUUUGCAGAACAUGGAGUUUUGAAUCAUCGAGGAGGUGUUACGGUUAACGGGGAAGAGUCUUUAUUGCCAUGGAGUUUACGGUUAAAGAUUGGGAAAGAGAUUGCAAAUGCUGUGACGUAUCUUCACAUGGCGUUCCCUAAGAUCAUCAUACAUAGAGAUGUUAAGCCAAUGCACGUUUUCUUGGACAAGAAUUGGACUACAAAGCUGUCCGAUUUAUCUUUCGCGAUAUCUCUCCCUGAAGGGAAAUCAAGAAUAGAAGCUGAAAGGAUUCUUGGAACAUUUGGGUACCUCGAUCCAUUAUACCAUACCACGAGCUUUGUGACGGAAUAUACUGAUGUGUACAGCUUUGGAAUCUGUUUGUUGGUUUUUCUCACUGGCAAACCGGCUGUCGUCACUGGAUCUGAUGGAGAUCCACAAGGUGUUCUUAGCUAUGUGAAAGGGUUAUGCGAGAAUGGGAAGCUCGAUGAAGUAAUUGAUCCAAUGAUGAUUAAAGACAUCACAAGUGAUCAAAGAUUGCAAGUGGAAGCGUGUGUUGUACUUGCUCUGAGCUGCUGCGAAGAGAGGGAUGAAGACAGGCCAAAGAUGAUCCAAGUAGCUAAAGAACUCAAGCGGAUUGAGUCCUCUCUUCUGAUAUAA
Molecule: messenger RNA, 1053 nt
Organism: Arabis nemorensis
Lineage: Eukaryota; Viridiplantae; Streptophyta; Magnoliopsida; Brassicales; Brassicaceae
Source: the annotation of a GenBank genome assembly